AUGCGGCGAUGCCUGGCACUGCUGCGCCCAAAGACGAGCGCCGGAGCGGGUGGUGUGGAGUACCGUCCACGUUUUCGCCCACGGCGUCUAGUGAUGCCCGUGAACCCAAGCGAUGUGCACAGCGCGUUGCGGUCAAAUAACCCCGCAUAUGAGAAGUACAAGGACCAGCGACGCCUAAGAAGGGUGGUGGAGCGGCGCGGCUCAAUUGCACUCGCGACGGUGCCUGCAGAACGCAGUGUGGGGGACGCCUUUCGCCUCAUGCUUGAGGUGUGUGAGAAGGAUGGGCUUUUCUUGGAGGCCGAGUCCCUCACACCGAAGUACCUGCGACCUCUGGAAGAGCUGCUAAAAGAGGCGACGGCGUCAUCCGCGUCAUCCUCCUCGUUCCAUGCGGUGUCAGGGCCGGGAGGCCCACAGGUGCCCGAGCGUUGUAGGCAUGACUCGCCCCUGUGCGCCCUUGGUCUUUCAGCAUCGCGGGCGAUGUCGCGAGGGGACGCCCACACCGCUGGCGCCGCCGAGGGGUUGACGCUGCGGGACAUCGACACCAUUUGGCGCAUGCUGGACAACACUCCACUGGAUUCUCCUGUCCACGGCAUUCUUGCAAAUCGGGGGAAGGCCCUCGUUGAAACAUGCAUUGCGAGUACGGCUCAAGAGGCGUUUCCGCGUCUUCGCUCAAAACACCUGCAGGCGCUUCUUCACGAGUGUUGUGGGCUUUUGGCGUGUGGACGUGUGGCGCUGCGUCUGGGGUUUGCAGACAUGUGCAACGUGGGUGGAGAAAUAAGUAUGUGGCGAGAGCUGAACGUGCUGACGGAGCGCUUUAAAGUCGCACGCCGCAAGGCGGCUGCGCACUUGCAGCGCAUUGAAAACGGUGUUCCGCAGCAGCGAAGAUGGUAUUGGCGGGGGGUCCUUCGCUCUGCCGCGGGGCGACUUAAGCUCUUUCCCGUGCACCAGGAGGAUCUGCUGCCGCGCAUGGAGUGGAUUCGAGGGUCCAUAUUUGCCUUUGUUGCUUUCAUUGAAAUGGCUGAGCAAUCGGGUGAUGGCGUUCGCCUGCAGCCGCUGAUCAAAAAGUUGUUUUGCAGUCAAUUGGGUUCCUUCCUGCACGUGUCGCAGGUGCUGGACUCCGCCCAACAAGCGGCGGAGGCGCUCCGACAGCCAACGGUAACGGAAAGCGACGCGUGUUCGUCUCAAUUGGGCCCCACGGAAGCGCGUGAGCGGCAGCAGAUGCUGGCGACACGCAUCCAGCAGGAGCUGGAGAAGCUUCGGCACAUGACCGAAGAUGAAUUGGAGGUGCUAUCUGAACAGACGCACCCGUUAAAUACUCGUGCGGAUGCCCGCCGGGAUCAGUUUGCAUCUAGCGGUGGGGCACAUGCGACGCAGAGUCUCCGUGAUGACAUCUUCGACGAUUACCGCGUCACACGGCAUCACAAGGUGGCACCACCGGCGAUGCUGCACUGCAUACGCCCACAAAACGCUUUUAAGGAGACCCAGAUUAUACUCCGUUACGAUCCAAAUGUGCCGAAGGCGUUGUCGUCGGCGCCCAUCGACGUGGAUCAGGUUGUUCGCAGUGUGACAGAGGUGCAUGAAACCAAUCCAUAUGCCUCAUUGUAUGCACAUCAGCAGUUUAGACAGGUGGAGUAUACGGUGUGCCGCCUGUACGCGGGGAGGCGGUGCAUUGGCCAGGGCAAAGGUGAGUCUCUCAUGGAGGCCAUGAAUGAGGCGGCGCAGCACACACUGCUGAACUAUUACCUUAAAAAGCCUCCCAGCACCGUCGCUGCGGCGACGUCGACCCCUGCGGCUGAGGGGCCGGCUGUGGACGCGGCACACGCAGGGCUGUCGGAAGUUCGUGUAAACAAAUCUUUUGAUGAGGAGAUAUUUUUCUGA
Messenger RNA from Trypanosoma conorhini, 1878 nucleotides. Its product is annotated as putative spliced leader RNA PSE-promoter transcription factor PPB1. The transcript has a single exon. NCBI's taxonomy places the organism in Eukaryota, Euglenozoa, Kinetoplastea, Trypanosomatida, Trypanosomatidae. The record is from RefSeq and is a predicted model, not a curated record. Bases 1 to 1878 code for a protein of 625 amino acids.